This is a messenger RNA of Drosophila innubila, 1871 nucleotides long. RefSeq names its product rho GTPase-activating protein gacU. The transcript has 5 exons. The record is from RefSeq and is a predicted model, not a curated record. The coding region runs from base 244 to 1689 and encodes 481 amino acids. Lineage: Eukaryota; Metazoa; Arthropoda; Insecta; Diptera; Drosophilidae.
AAAUAACCACAACGCAAGAGACUCGUGCGCGAUCCUAACUCAACACAUUAAUUAAAAUAAAGAAAAACGAUCACAUCGGAAAUGCAAAUCGCACUUUAAAACAUAUAUACCUAAAAUUUAAAUAACUAUUUAUUGCUCUUAAGUCGCGUAUGCUUGCAAAAUUAAUGUAAAACACAUAAAAACAUAAAGCGACCUUUAAAGUUUCCGCAUUUAACCACGCAACGUACAUAACACGUAUACGCCAUGGUAUCCAAGGCAUUGUUGCUGCUGGUUGCCAUUGUUGCUGCCCGAUUUGGUGGCUCAACGAGGCGAACAACACUCGCAUUGGCCUGCGAUGAAUCGUUGGCGGCGGCGGCGACAACAACGCAACAAAACAAUAGAUACAACAGCUACUACAGUAAUAACAACAACAAGAACAACAUGAACAACAACAACAACGAGCAGGACAACAACGACGAUGGUAUUGCUGAUAGCAAGGACAGCAAUGUUGACGACGACAACAAUGACAACUAUAACUACAACAAAGCAUCGGCCAAAUGGCAGUUGGCGCAGCAAAAACUAUACGGAAAUCCCCAAAGCAUACACCAACAGCAACAGCAACAGGAACAACAGCAACAACUGCAACGACAACAACAACUUCGGCAACAUCAUCAACAGCAACAAUUUGUUGAUGAUUCCGAGGCAGCAGGGAAUGACUUCCUUCUCCAAUUGCCAGUCUUAAAUGCGGCUAUGCAAGGUGUGGACUGGUUUUCACAGGACACAAGCAACAACAACGACAAGGACACCAACAACAACAACAACCACAACAAUGACUAUGACUACAAUGUGUGGCAUGCAACAUCCGAAUCAGAACGAGAACAUUUGCCGCUGCAACGCAGCAGUCGAAGCAGCUACAAGCAAAGCAGGCAGACAGCUGGAAACGGAGAUGGAGAUGGAGAUAUAGCUGGAGGUCAACUGGAUGCUGAUGCUGACGGCAUUGACUUUGAGGGCGAGGAGGACUUUGCGGUGGCCAAAAUGGAUGCGGAUGAGCUAAGCGAGCAGCUGCCAUAUGGCAUACAAAAUGUACGCAAAAGGCGCGUGCGCAGCGUGAUGCCACCACCACAAUCCCAAUACAGCACCACCGCCAGCGGAAGUGAAGGAGUCACUUAUCAGUCGCUGUGUCCCACCAAAAGAGUGACCGUUAAGCUGGACAAUGGCGAGUAUCGGCCCAAUCAUUAUGUGGAGGUUACCUGUGCCAACAACUAUGCUCCAUUGCCACCCAGGCUGCAAAACUAUGACAACUACAAUUAUCGCAGCAAUGAGUUGCCGCUGCUGCGUGCUCUCCUCAAUGAAAGAUCUGGUGAGAAGCGUGAGAUCUGCUCCGCCACAGGCUUUGCCUGCAUCCAACUGAAUCGCACCAUACAUUUGAUACGCCUGAAUGAAGGCAGUGGCUGCUGGGAGUCGGAGACGCGUACGGUGCCAUCGGGUUGUGAGUGCAUGUGGCCCAAGCAUAGCUAUGGCGACAUUGCCUCUUAUCACCAGGCACAGAAGCGUUUCACCAAUCAGCGUGCUCGUCCCGGACCAAUCAUUGAUUACACACCAGGUGUGGGCUAUCGCCAGUUGACACUGCGUUCCCAUGCUCCCAAGUCGGGUGGAGUUGCCGCUGGAACACGCAGUCGACGUGCGGAUUUGGACUAUGACAACUAUUAAUUAACUGAAUAAAAUGGAAGUGCGCUUUACAACUUUGGGACCAAAGUGCCAAGCACCAUUGGAUUAGAUCAACUAAGUUAGCAACUAAAUUGAAGGCGUAAAUUAUUUAAUUGCUGUGGUUUUUAGCCGUUAACACGAAAUUGUAUGAUUAAGAUAUAUGUAAAAUACAAUGAAGCAACCAA